Messenger RNA from Pocillopora damicornis (cauliflower coral), 405 nucleotides. RefSeq lists its product as uncharacterized. The record is from RefSeq and is a predicted model, not a curated record. NCBI's taxonomy places the organism in Eukaryota, Metazoa, Cnidaria, Anthozoa, Scleractinia, Pocilloporidae. Gene Ontology annotation, molecular function: oligosaccharide binding; extracellular matrix structural constituent.
GAAUAAUCUGCUGAAGCUUAGAAAAUGAAACACAGCCUUUCACAACGUAGAAGCUGUCUUUUUACGAUGAUGAUCUUCAUCCUGUUUGGACUGGCCAUGACACAAGGUGUUUCUCACGUCAACUUCGAGCCUAAAGAGUUUGCUUAUCUCAACAUCACAAGAAUCAGCUCACAACUUGUCCGAAAGGACAUCGAGUGUGGAUUUGCCUGUUUGGAAAUCACUUCAUGUUUCUCUUAUAACCUGGCUGCAUUUCCCGAUGCCAAUGGAAAACUGUCAUGUGAACUGCUUCCAUCGGACAAGUAUAACAACUCAGACAAAUUAAUCUACAGCCCGAUUUUCAACCAUUUCAGUAUCCCGAACCCUUUGUUCACCAAUCACAGACCAUCAAUUGAUAGAGGUGUUUAA